Molecule: messenger RNA, 2734 nt
Organism: Passer domesticus (house sparrow)
Lineage: Eukaryota; Metazoa; Chordata; Aves; Passeriformes; Passeridae
Gene: LRRC14
Product: leucine rich repeat containing 14
Exons: 3
Coding region: 662-2158 (498 amino acids)
Cellular component (GO): cytoplasm
Molecular function (GO): protein binding
Source: RefSeq, a predicted model, not a curated record
CCCGCCGAGUGCCAGCCAAUAGAAAGGCUGGGAUUCUUGAUUGACAGCGAAAUGAACCAAUGGGAAGGCGGAUAUAAGAGCGCCGGCCCAUCUCCAGUGAAACCAAUGAGAAUUUAAUAAAAUAUUGACAGGCAGCUGAAAUAGCCAAUUAAAAUUAAAGAACCCGCCCUCAAUGUGGAUGUAGGUCUCUGAUUGGUUACCACAACGCGCAGACACGGAAGUGAAGCUUCCGUACGGGCUGUGGACCCGCGGGGGCUGCGGGCGGGCGAGCAGUGAGUGGGGGGGCGCCAUGUUGGGGGGGGACGGCGGCGGCGCCUCUUUUGGGGAUCCCUGAGGGGACUUUGGGAUAAUUUGGGGAUCUCUGUGGGAAUUUCCAGAUCCCCGGGAGGGGUUUGUGAUCCCUGUGGGACUUUGGGGUGUCCCGGGUGGGUUGGGGCACUCCGGGACCCCCAUUUUGGGGAGCGGCGCUGAGGGGUCCCCUCACAACCGCCGCCAUCUUUUCUUUGGGAUAUCUUGGGAUUUGUGGAUUUUUUGGUUCUCCACCAUCCAAAAUCCUCACAAAAUCCUGGUUUUCCUUCGAGAUAUCCUCACAUUUGGUGAUUUUUGGAUUCUCCACCAUCCAAAAGCUCCCCAAAUCCCCACAGCCCCCCCACAAAACUCCAUGGAUUCCCUCCUGUUCCUCUGCGCCCGCCGCAUCGUGGCCCAGCGCCCUCUCCCCGCCCUUCCCGCCGAUCUCCAUCCCGUCCUCUUCCAAGCGGCGUUCCUGGACGGGCGACCCCUGGUCCUGCGCGAUCUGGUGGCCGCGUGGCCUUUCCCGGUGCUCAACUUCCAGCGGCUCGUGGGGCGCCGCGAGCUGCUGCGGGACCAUCCCUGCAAGCUCUGCGUCCAGGCCGUCAUCCUGGCCGUGGUGGCGCAGCUCCGGCGGCAGCUGGAAGAGCCCGGACACGACGCCAGCGGGUUCCGCCUACGCCUGCUGGACCUGACCGGCCUCCCGGAUUCCACGUCCGGCCGCGCUCCGGACGGGAUGAGCGUCUGGUCCGGCACGGUGGCUUUGGCCAAGGCUUGCGUGGAGGUGUCCAAGCACCAACGGGAAUUCCAGAGGCGCGGAACCAAGCGGCACAAAGGCCGCUCCGGAGCUGCCACGGCCGCGGCCGCCCCGCAGCCCCCGGGCGUGGACGUCCACGCCGACCUGUUUGUCAACGGAACGUCCUACGGGAUCCUGCGCGAUGCGCUCCAGACCGGAGCCGCUGGCCCGCUGCGCCUCAAGUGCCGCGAGCUCCAAGCCGAGGAGCUCUCGGCGUCUGGGAUCGUGGCUUUGCUGGAAUCCUUGGAUCCGUCCUUCCUGCGGAGGGUGGAUCUGCGGUUCAACAAUUUGGGAUUGGCCGGGCUCUCGGUGAUCCUGCCGCACCUCUCGCGCUUCCCGGAGCUGCGCAGCCUCAAGCUCCAGUACAGCAACGUGGACGUGCGGCGCCCGACGCCGGAAUCGGCCGUCGGAAUCCGGUGCCUGGCUGGGCAGCUGGGAAUGCUGCCCAGCCUCCGUGAGCUCAACCUGGGAUCCUCCCGGCUCUCCGGGAAUCUGCGCCAGAUCCUCUGCGACCUCCAGGCUCCGUUGGAAAGCUUGGAAUUGGCCUUCUGCUCCCUCGUUCCCGCCGACCUCGCCUUCCUCUCCCAAAGCUUCCACGCUCCGGCCCUCAAAAGGUUGGACCUGAGCGGCCACGACUUCUCCCAAGGCCUCCUGGAGCCGCUGCGGCUGCUCCUGGAGGAAACCUCGGCCUCGCUGCUGCACCUGGAUCUCAUGGAAUGCCGCAUGGCCGACUCCCACCUGGACGCGCUGCUGCCCACGCUGCGCCGCUGCUCCCGCCUGCGCUUCCUGGGACUCUACGGCAAUUCCCUGUCCACGGCCGCGCUCAAGGAUCUGCUCCAGAAAACCUUGGAGCUGCCCGACCUCCACCUGGUCGUGUAUCCCUUCCCCGUGGAUUGCUACAAGCCGGAGCCGCCGUCGGAAUCCGGCUGGAAUUUGGAGGAACCCGUGGAUGAGGGACUUUUGGCGGCGGUCAACGUUGAGUUUUCCCGAAUGUUGGCGAAUUCCAGGAGGACCGACCUCGUCUGGACUUCCAACCCCUACGGCCACGGAACUCUGGACUUCUUCUCCUUGUGAUUUGGGAAAAAUCCUGGAUUUCUUCUCCUUGAGAUUUGGGAAAAAUCCUGGAUUUCUUCUCCUUGAAAUUUGGGAAAAAUCCUGGAUUUCUUCUCCUUGAGAUUUGGGAAAAAUCCUGGAUUUCUUCUCCUUGAGAUUUGGGAAAAAUCCUGGACUUCUUCUCCUUGAGAUUUGGGAAAAGCUCGGCACCUCCAUGACGGAAAAGCGCCGCCGCCUCCUUCCCAAAAUCCGGGAAUUCUCUGCCUCAUCCCGGUGGUUUUUUCCUUUUAUUUUGGUGCUUUUCUGCCUGGUUUUUAUAUUUUUCCUCAUGUUUUGGGUCUUAUUUUUAGGAUUUUUCCAUCCCGGUGUUUUCCACCUCAUCCCGGUAUUUUUCCAUCCAGUUUUGGUGUUUUCCCACUCCAACCCCAAAGUUUUUCCCAGGAUUUUUGUUGUCAUGUCCAGAGGGAAAAAGCUCUUGGAUGCCCUUAAUUCCCAUGGGACGUUAAUUAAUUUUAAAAUAAAUAUUAAUUAAUUAUGGAUAAUUAGUUAUUAAUUAAUAAGCCGCCACCCAAAUCUCCCAAAUUCCAAAAUCCUUCA